AUGUCGCGCGCUUCUUGUCCCGUUUCUGGCUCCAUUGGGGCUUCAUGUCCUGCGUCUAGAUCGUCGCGAGCAGGCAGUCGCAGUCAAUCUCGCAGUCAAAGCAUAAGUCAAAGACGAGGAUGUGCCUUUUCAGGCGCGAGCCAACCUGGAGAUAUCCAUGCUGCCUUUGACAUUCCUCGAGGAGUCGACGCAGAUGACUGGCUUCGAACGAGAGAGCGAAAGUCCAUCAACGAACUCCUCUACAAAUCCUUCCCAUCCCGCGAAACCCUCGACGGCGCAAAGACCCAACCUGAACUCGACGCCCUCAACGCAAGCGAUCACUCCAUUCUAGCCACAGCCCUUGGUGCACCUGGUCGUCAAGUCCUUCGUCGUGCCGAAGAGAUUGGACCUCUAACAGGCUGGCGCGACGGCUACCUGAGUGUUGAACAUGGCUUUUGCCCACCCGAUUACGAAGAACCCAUCGCUGCUCUCGCUAGAUCUCCCGGUCGCAUCUGGUCUGAUCUCUGUGAGCGUAUGCCAGGAUGCUGUGCAAGAGGUCGUGUCAGAGAAGCCGUCGCGAAGUUACCUCUUGUCGAAGGUACAGAAGACAACAUUCCCGACCAGGCGCUAUGGGGAGCCGUUGUUGCGCUUGGCAUGCUGUGCUCUAUCUACCGUUUUGAGGAUAAGCAUGAUGGCACGGAUGGUGUCGCUAUGACUUCAGGUACCUCGACAAGACCUACCUGCGAGAUGGGCGACGAGUUGUGCCAGGAACUCGAAGGUAUCCCAAUGUGCAUUGCACUGCCUUACUUCCAGAUCUCACGACGCAUGGGACGUUCCUUGCCCCAUCUAUCAUUCCCCGAUCAAGCUUCCUACAACCUCAAGAUCCGCGACACGAAAUCGACAUACCCAUACCUCGCACGCUUUGACAAUACGGAUCUUCGAUGGCCUAUGUUCGGUGAACGAGCCGAAGUUGCCUUUCUCAAAGGUUGCGCCGAUACAUCUGCUUCAUUCCAGCACGGUCCCGAUGCCAUCGCUGCUUGUCAAGAGCACGUAAUGACUGGCAACAUUGAGGGUCUCUUGCACGAGAUGAUCCGUCUCAAGGAGAUCCUCGAACGAAUGCCCAAUGCUUUCCACAGCAUCUCACCGAACCCCAACGCUGGCGACAACUAUGUUUCUGCCGAUAAGUGGGUUCGCUGGGGUUUGUUCUCUGCGCCUCUAUCGAAGCGUUGUCCUGCUGCUUCAGGUUUGCAGUUCCCACCAUAUCUCAUGAUGGAUGCGUUCCUUGGACGAAAGACACACUCCUCUUUCCUUGGUGCGGAAGCCCUCCACCUCCGCGCUUGGCUCCCAUCUAACCAUCGUGCCUUCAUCGCCGCGAUUCAGUACCACUACUCCAUCCCUCAAUUCGUCCAACAAUCCAACGACCCACGUCUCAAAGGUGUCCUAGAAGGCAUCGUCGAAGCCUACACCGGCGAACGCGGCUUCAUGGGCGUACACAGGUACAAGGUCUUUGGUAUUCUCGAGGUUGCUGCAAAGACAGGCCGUACCGCUACCAACGGCCUUUCUGGAGCUGCAGACGCGACUAGACCAUGGGAAGAGACCCACCGACAAUUCUCUGAUGCCAUGAAGGAACGGUUGGAGCCUUUCCGAGGCAAGCUUGACUUUGAGCCGCAUUCUAUGAGGGGCACUUUUGAGGAGUGUAGGUACAUGGGUAAAGUGGCUGGCGUGAGCUCAAUUGACAAGGAUACCAAGAGGGGAACUGCCAUGGUCACCAUCGACAUUCGAGACACAGGUAUCACCUUUUCUCCCGGUGAUAGAAUGGCUGUCAUGCCGCUUAAUUCCUGGGAGGAAGUUGCAAAGAUGGUCGCCGCUUUGGGUCUCGAUCAUCACCUUCGAGCCGAUGUUUACACCACAGGGACAUGGUCUCGUUUCGCCCAGCAUCUUUCCUCCAUCACCCACACUCCCAAUCGUCUCAACGUUCUUGACAUCCUCCGCCGAGGCCACCUUGCACCCAUCACCAAGGAUCUCGCCGUCAAGGUCCACGAACUCCUUCAUGCUUCCUCAAGCACAGUCUUGCAAGUCCUAGCUACAGACGAGUGGCCUGUUCGUGGCUCUCUGGGUGAUCUCCUGCAGAGAGCAGUCACCGACACGCCCAGUCACAUAUGGGACAAGGCAUUUAGCCUCGACGAUUUGGACUGGCUUACUGACCUUGUGGCUCUUGAGGUCCCCAGAACCUACUCCAUCUCGAGCUACAGCAACGACCUUCUACCGAGCACGGUUGACCUCACAAUCUCUCGCUCUGAGUACGAUCUUUGCUCAAUGUUUGAUCAAGGCGAGAGUGUUGUCCGAGCUGGUGUGUCGAGUGGCUUUUUCAAUCCCAACCCCUCAGCCGGUGUUGACAGCGCGAUUCUCUCCGAUGAUGUGCUUAUCGGCGUCUCGCGACCUGUGUCAUUCCAGCUUCCCAUCGACGACAUGGCCCCUUGCGCAUAUUUCGCAGGCGGUAGUGGAAUCGCCCCCUUCCGCAGUUUCUGGCAGCAUCGCCUUGCGACAUCUGGUCUUUCUGGCGGUCGUAACCUCCUAUAUCUCGGAGUUCAAUCCCGCGACAAGUUCUCCUAUGAAUCGGAACUGCGCAAGCUCGUCAACAUUGGGUUCAUGGAAGUCCACCUUGCUCUUUCUCGAGACCCGAAUGGAUUGGUGUAUGACGAUGUCCUACGCGAUCUGGUGGAGAAGGAGAUUCCCCCUCGAUACAUCGACACCUUGAUCAUUGAACAGGGAAGUACAGUUUGUGACAUGGUCAUGUCGAAGAAGCAAGGUGGUUUGGGUGGAUACAUGUAUGUCUGUGGAUCCGUCUCUGUGUUUGACUCUGUCAUGAGCGGCAUUCGCAAGGCCAUUUACACAUAUCGCACUGCGACUAUGGAGACGGUGGACAAGAUCAUCAACAAGGCUUUUGCCGAGAGACGAUUUAUGCUGGACGUGUUCAUGUCUCCACGAGCAAUUCCCGUCAACCUCCCCACCAUUUCACAAUCCAGUCUGGCGUUACACACUGGCCACCGGAACGGAGGACGAAUGUGGAUUGCUGUACACGGAAGCGUGUACGACGUGACAGACUUUUGUCCGAUGCAUCCCGGUGGUACACUCAUCAUCAAGUCCAACGCUGGAGUGGACUGUACCAAGUCCUUUGACAAUUUGGCCCACACCAACAACCCCGAGGUGUCCAGUCUUUUGACCCGUUAUUUCAUCGGCCACUUGUCACCCAAGCCCGAUUAUCGCGACAAGGAUGUUUCGAAGUUGCAUGAUCUCUGGUCAGCGUAUCUACGGACUACUGUUGAGACCCUUGUUGCACAUCAAUUCGAGAUGAACGAUAUCAUGGGUGACACUCUUGAUGCACCUUCAAAGGAUGAUCCCAAUGGUAUCACCAACAUCUGGCAGCGCGAGGACCUUCCCAACAUCAUCGCCAUCCGAACCUUUUACGGCUACCAGAGCCGUCUCUUGCAGGGUGGAUUCGCUGCAUUGUUUGGGCCCAAGCUGGAGGAGCUCGUCCUGCGACUCUCGUUUGUCUUUGCAAGCGCUGGUGGACCUGGUGCUGCUUACAAACUUCCCGACAUCCUGGGAGUCAUUGCUCGUGCAAAGACAAGCCCCGAUGCAGCACUCAUCACCAAGGAGAUUAGCGCCCUUGGCGACUUUAUCUGUGAUCCCACAUCUCAACUCCGCUUCCAAGAGCGUGGCGUGUUUAGUUACACAGCUAAAUGCGUUCAGCUCGACAUUGAACUGUUGGAAGAUUUGCGACAAGAAGCUUGCAAUGGUAUGGAUGCUUUUGACAACGUCGCGUCCAUGCUUGAUCAUUCCGAUCCCGAUGCGACACCUUUGGCUGCGCUGUCUACAUUCUUGCUCCGAACUCUCGAGAAGAUGGCUCAUCGAUUGGCCAUGUUCUAUGCUCAACUUGCACGUCUUUCGGUGUACCAGCCCGAGCUUGAACACAACCCUGCACGCACACGAUGGGCAUUUGUCAGAAAAUGCAUUCGCGACGGAACUUUCUUCGUGUUGACAAGGGAAGUCAGCAGUGAGACUAUGCUGGAACAGAGCGACUUUUACACUGCGUCUCAAAAGACGAAUUUUGACGAGGUGGUGACACAGAUCAGCCAUCGUAUCAGUAUGAUGGGCGAAGAAGAACCACCGGAACCUGAACCAACCAGUGUCAACGCGGUGCAUCAAGAGCGCGGUAACAAUUUGAGCAACACGACGACAGUGGAUUCAGCAGCAGAAAGACUUAACGUCGGUGCAGUUUCGAGCAUGUCUUCAUUCAUCCAGAAUAACAAGACUGCAAUUCGCCGGCUGAGUAGUAUGCCCACCACGUACAUGGCCAGCCCAUACCAGUUACAGAACCUCCAAACAGCUCUUUCAUCGGAUCCCAACCAAAUGCUCAGCGCGCGAAUGAUGAUGAUGACAGGCUACGCAUCUACGCCAAGUGUAUCAUCACGCACUUCUUCACCAUCGUCACGCCGAACAUCUAUUGGCAUCAUGAGGGUCCCAGCACAGCUGACCACAGGUCACAGACCCAUGGGCAAAUUCUCUCCUUCGCAGCGACCAAAAAUCCAACAAUGGCUAGCUACCAAACUCAAUGAAUCGAACCAGAGAAAUGAUCUAACUCUUGAUCCAAGUCUCGUGGCAUUUCAACAGCUCGUCAAUAGCAAUCCAUCCUGGAAAACCUUGUCCAACGAAAUGUUUACCCAGUCAUCAAAGCACUACGAUCCAACAGGUGUACCAGCCAUUCAAAGCUUUGAUGAAUUUCUCAAGGUUGUCAAUAUCUUUAUCAAAUCAUCGCCACCAUUCUAUAUCAAAGAAACACCCGAAACAGCUAUGGAAAUGAUUGGGCUUCCUAUUAAUACUGUUCUGGAUUGGCCCAUGGGUACCAUGGCUGGUUACGACUUUUGGCUCAUACCCGCCAUUAAUACCUCUUUCAAGGAUGUACUCAAUACUUGGGGCUCCUUUUUAAACUCGCCUGCGUCAAAAGCUAGCUUGGGGCAUUGGCUAUCCCAGGAAUCACUGGUUAUGAUUGAAGAUGCUGCGAAUUGCGGCAAGAAGGGUCCAGCAUUUCAUGACAUCUUUGUCUGCGAUGCGACCGCGCCCUACUUUGGUUAUGCCAGUUGGGAUCACUUCUUCACAAGGAAGUUCCGCAAUGGUAUCCGUCCCGUCGAAUGUCCCGACAACUCCAUUAUAUUGAAUUUUAUUAUAUUAAAAGCUAUAGCUCCUAACAACUCCCCUCCAACAUUGAACUGUCCCGACCCGACACUGGUCAUCGUCAAUGCCUGCGAAUCAGCUCCAUUCAAGUUAGCUGGGAACGUCCAACUACACGACACAUUCUGGCUCAAAUCCCAACCGUACUCUCUGGACAGAAUGAUGAACAACAACCCAAUGGCAACUCGAUUCGUCGGUGGCACAGUCUACCAGGCAUUCCUAAGCUCAAAGAGCUACCACCGCUGGCACGCGCCCGUCGGUGGCAGUGUUAUUGGAAUUGAAAAGGUUCCAGGUACAUACUUUAGCGAGAAUUUCUUCGAGGGGCUAGCCGGAGCUGGAGACUGGAGACUUGCAGACCCUGCUGCGCCUAACAACUCACAGCCUUAUCUCAGCGCCGUAGCCACGCGCGCUAUAAUCUGGAUCGAGGCGAAGAACCCGACUAUAGGCCUAAUGGCUGUUGUAUUCAUUGGCAUGGCUGAAGUUUCAGGUUGCGAGUUUACGGUCUCGGUGGGUGACACCAUAACAAAAGGACAGGAUAUUGGAGUCAAGCUUGACUUUUGCAAUGCGCCACCAUGGAAUAUGGCUACAGAGUAUAACAACCGUGUUAAAAGUGCUCUAGCUAUAGCUAGCACAUGCGAGUAA
Fusarium poae is the source of this 5853-nucleotide messenger RNA. RefSeq lists its product as uncharacterized. Bases 1 to 5853 code for a protein of 1950 amino acids. The record is from RefSeq and is a predicted model, not a curated record. The transcript has 8 exons. Gene Ontology annotation, molecular function: FMN binding; metal ion binding; heme binding. Gene Ontology annotation, cellular component: cytosol. Lineage: Eukaryota; Fungi; Ascomycota; Sordariomycetes; Hypocreales; Nectriaceae. Gene Ontology annotation, biological process: phospholipid biosynthetic process.